Molecule: messenger RNA, 2028 nt
Organism: Durotheca rogersii
Lineage: Eukaryota; Fungi; Ascomycota; Sordariomycetes; Xylariales; Xylariaceae
Product: RNA ligase-like domain-containing protein
Exons: 4
Coding region: 1-2028 (675 amino acids)
Biological process (GO): DNA alkylation repair; regulation of DNA-templated transcription
Cellular component (GO): nucleus
Source: RefSeq, a predicted model, not a curated record
AUGCCUCCACGGCCGGUGCCCACACAUUUCCUGUGCUUGCCGCUCGUUACGGGAACGUCCCGCCUUCAGCUCUCAACCAGUCUAUCCACCUUUAGCACUGAUGUGACUAGCCCAGACAGCUUCGCCAUACCGGAGCAAGCUGUCCGGCCGCUCGGUACGCUUCAUUUGACGAUUGGCGUUAUGAGCUUCCCGAAAGACGAAGGGCUGGAGAAGGCCGUAGAGCUGCUGAAGACGUUAGUGCCCAGCAGGAUUUUAGGGAGCGUUAGAGAAGCCGCCGCUACCAUAUUACAGGCCGACGCCUCGGCCGACCCGGCGGUUACAAAACCUACUCGAGAGCCAGGCGACGAGGGAGCCCGGCCGCCGCCCUUGUUGCCGGUGACAUUAAAGGGCCUACACUCGAUGCAGCCGUCGGCGUCUAAGGCGUCGGUGCUCUACGCGCCGCCGGUCGACACCGAUGGAACUUUGCGGCGCUUCUGCGAGCACUUGCGGUCCGUCUUCCAGGAGGCCGGGCUGAUGACGGCGGAGGAGCGGCCGCUGCUCCUGCACGCCACCAUCGUCAACACGAUAUACGUCAAGGGGCGGGACCGGAAGGGCAAGGGCAAAGGCAAGGGGCGCGACAAGUCGACCAUCGACGCGCGGGGGAUCCUCGACCGCUACGACGACUUCGUCUGGGUGGAGGACGCCCCCCUCGACAAGAUCGCCAUCUGCAGGAUGGGCGCGAAGAAGCAGGACGACGGCGACGAAGCCCCGCCGGACAAGCGACGUGGCAAUUCGCAUGCCGUCCGCGCUUCGGGCUCCUCGCGAAGCACCAGCAUAAUCUCCGUCCCACCCCGCGCCCAGCUGACGGGCGCCGUCUCUUCGUCCCCCUCGCCCGGCUCGGAUCAUAACGGCACGCACGAUGCUACAACUUUGGGGGGCAAGGACGGCGGCACGUCCCUGGCCGCGAAGGAGAAGGAGAGCGCCUUGCUUCGGGAGAGGGACGACAGGAUUGCGGAGCUCGAGCGGGAGCUCGCUACCAUGGAGGUCGAAUUCUCUCGGGAAUUAGAUAGACUCUCCCAGAAGAGCCAGCCAUUCUUGCGAGCCGACACGGAACUGCGGUUACUGCGCGCAGAAGUCGAGGUCAAGGAAGCCGAACGAGCCGAGCUGCGCGAAGGCCAGGCCGCUUUGCAGAGAGAGCUGAGGGAGCGCGACGAAGAAAUACGCUCCCUCAGGGGCCACAUCGCCGGGCUCAAGCAAUGGGUUAGCACGAGCACUACUAGGGGGGACCAGGCGAGCGAUGAAGAGUUUGGGGACGCGAUGGCAAAGCUCGGAAACGGCCUGCAAAAUUGGGUUAUCAUGCACUUCCGACGGGCUAAGCUUAAUUUCGCCCGAGCAGACGAAGCAAUCACCCAGGAGCUCGACGAGCUCGUGCCUAUGUACGAGAAGCUUGCGGCGCCGGCCAAGGUGCAUCUCCUGCAGAGUGUAGUAUCCAGCAUCUUAGUCGAGGCUAUCUUUAAUGCCUACUUUGUCGGCCUUGCCAAAGAUGAAGCCGACCGCCUAGCUCGGGUAGAGCGGGAUCUUGCGUCUCUCACCUCCGCAGAAUCGGUGAACCAAUGGCGCGCGAUGACGCUCACGAUGCUUCGAAAGGAGGCCACGUCGAGGAUGCGGGCGGAAACGGCGCUAACGACCGAAUCCGUAAUCACGAAAGUCAACCGCAUAUUUGACGCCAUCACAGAUGCUAACACGACAGAUGCCCGAGAUCAAGCGCUCCGUACGCUGGUAAAUAGCUCUGUCGAAUUGGCACGCUUGCUGGUAGUGCAGAAGGCCACAUUCAAGGUCCACAUGCCUAGAAUUCUAGCCCACCAGAUGAUCCUAUUCGAACCGUCUACCAUGGAGGAUAUCGGAGCAGAAGACGAAGAGAGCCUGACAGACCGCGAGAUAUGCUGUGUCGCAUUUCCCGGCCUUAUCAAAAUUGGCGACGAGAAUGGCAGCCAUCCGCAGUUCACGAAUGUCGUAGCGAAAGCUAGGGUGCUUUGCGAGCCCAAAUGA